AUAUAUCAAAGAUUCUUCGCUGGAUAUAUAUACAUAUAUACAUACAUACAUAUAUAUAUAGAUAUGUGUGUGUAUAUAAGAUCAACUUUGCAAUUAAUUUAUUCUACAAAAUGAUUCUGAGAAUAGCCACCUAACAUGUUUAUACCCUGUAGAAUCUACUUUGUACGUAUCUUUUACAAAUAUCUAGCACAAUUACAAAUUAAAGAGAAUAGAAAUUAUCUAUAAUAAAUGAGAUUAAGAAAAUGAACUUCUUGAAGUGGAGAUAAAUGAUAAUAACAACAGCAUAAAGCUUAGUUGGCACAAACAAUCAAAUGUUAAAUCCUAAUGGAGAGUUGAUUAAAGAUGUUAAAUCGAAUCUGCUGAUCCCCAUAUGUAAGACUCCAUUGUUCCACUUAAUAAUAGAGACUCAACAACCCUAAAUCCCCAUCACUUAAUAGAUUAUUUCUAAUGGAUUCUUAAUCAUUAAUGACCACUUCACCCGAGGCACAGAUGUUUCUCUGUUUCUUUUCCCUAUACCAACUCUCAAUUAUUUACUCAAGUUUCCAAGUAGAUAACUUGAUACCUGACAAAAUAUAGAUAACUAAGAAUACUUUCACAAAUAAGUGUUUGUUUAGGUGGCCUAACUUUCCUAACUUUAAUAUUUUAUACCCAAUUACAGAAUUUGAUUUGUUGUGGAAUAUUGAGAUUUCGGUAAAGAUGGAUCUCUCUUUUCCCCUUUCAGUUUUCUUAUAAUUCCUCUUCACCUUUUCUUAAGUGGAGGAAGAGGAGACAAAUCAUUUGAUAAAGCUCCAAAACAAAUUAUUAUCCUAUGGUAUCAUUAUCCAUCAAGGAUGAUGUAACCUAUAAUAUAAGAAAAGAAUUUAUACCUUUAGAUGUCAUUAAUUCUUAGAGGAUUUUCAUAUCAAAGAUUCACAAACAUUCUAUUCUAGCAUUUUUAUCCAAUACACAUGAUAGAGAAAUAUCAAGAGAAAGAACUAAAGAAUGUAAGCAUGAUUUUGUAUGGUUGCUACUAAAGAAUGUAAGCAUGAUUUUGUAUGGUUGCUACUAAAGAAUGUGAGCAUGAUAUUGUGUAGUUGCUAUUUGUGUUGGAUCUGCAAUAUACAGCUUUACCACCUACCAUUCUUGAAAGUGAAAAGUAAUAAGUGGCCAGUGAUACCUUGGGAUAAUGCAUCGACAAAGCACACUAACUCAAAAAUAAUGUUCCUCUUAUGUUUUGUUUGUGUUGUCUUUGAGCAGCAUCACAAUAAAAUCAAGAACCCAAAAAGUAGUGAUGUUGGCUAUGCUAUCAUAGGGCAAUUAUUGAACCCAGCAAAACACCAUUGUUUCUCCAACAUUGUCAGUCAGAUUUAAAGGUAUCCUUACUUUCACUUCUAAUUGAAGAGAAACUACUUCAACUUGAAGUCUGCACCUAAACUAAAAUCUGUGCUAAGUCAACUAGAAAUUUGAAAAUGAAGCAGUUCAUCAUGGAAGCUUUGUGCAUGCCACUAGUAAAGUUCUCUCCAAUGACUGUACUAGAAAAUAAAUAAUUGUAGUCAAA
This is a messenger RNA of Rubroshorea leprosula, 1537 nucleotides long. The record is from the annotation of a GenBank genome assembly. Lineage: Eukaryota; Viridiplantae; Streptophyta; Magnoliopsida; Malvales; Dipterocarpaceae.